Molecule: messenger RNA, 717 nt
Organism: Suillus clintonianus
Lineage: Eukaryota; Fungi; Basidiomycota; Agaricomycetes; Boletales; Suillaceae
Exons: 4
Coding region: 1-717 (238 amino acids)
Source: RefSeq, a predicted model, not a curated record
AUGUCUGGUCAAGGAGACCUCGAACGAGCAGACCCCGGAUCCAGUAUGGAUGUUCAACGUGAUGAACAAGUUCGCGGCAAGACUGAAAAGGAUGCAAAAAAACCAACCACGGGAGAUCACUCGUCGCUUGUUGCAGCCUGGAUGCAACGACUCCAGACGCUCACUGUCAUAACGACAUUUCUCACUACGAUCGAUGGUCAACUCUUCACCCUUAGCUCCGCCUCUACAACGUCGGGGGUGAAACUUAUCACAAGCACGCAAUCCCAGGAAUUCGUGUAUGCUUGUUUUGCUGGUGCUCUCGUCUUCCAUGUCUGUUCUUCAAUUCUGGGAUAUGUGGCGUGUUUUGCUCUCAUUCGAUACGAGAUCGUUGAUGCAGAUCCCUCUUCCGUUAUGAAACACCACGACCAUGGCGAACGCUACGAAAGCAUUGACGGAAAGCAGCUCUUGAUCAGAGCCGUCCCUCCUUUGUAUGCUAUACAUUACCUUCUUCAAACACCCUCGAACCUCCGGCUUCACUCGAGGACGAUCACUCCCCCACUAGAUCUCCUGACUCGUUGCUAUUAUAUGACUUUCGCGCUAAGCAGCCUUGGCUUCAUCUUGGCGCUUCUUGGCAUCGUCACUUACGCAUGGUUUGGGCUGCAGCGCGUUGUUGGGAUAUUCACAAUGUCUUGUCUAGGUUUUAGUCUAGCGGCAUGUGUGUUGGCGGUUGUGUACUGA